CAACUGUUACUUUGAAACCACCAAGGACCAAUCAUUUCAUGACACCUGUCCCUUAGGUCAUCUAACCUUCCCUUUAAUUCUAAGCACGUGAACUGAAAUUACUCGAAACAGAGGAUAAAGUGACAGUCACUGAUAUUAGAAAACAGGCUGAAGCAAAGCAAAGCAAAGCAAAGCAAACUCUGUUUAUGGAUUCUUGAGAUCUCCGGGUUUUUUUUUUUUUUCGUAUAUUUACCGUCAUGCCAUCUCGUCCUGCACCGCCUCCGUUACCGGUGGCGGCGCCGUCGGACAAUCACCGUCACCACUUCCACUUCCUUCUUCCUCCACUACUCGCCGCUAUUUUAACCGUUGCCUUGUUCCUUUUGGUUGUCUUGACCGUUUUUAUCUACCGUAAGAUUUACCGGAACCGUACGGCUCCGUCGGAAUCUCCGGGCCACCAGCAGUGCCGCCGGUUGUCGUACUCGCUCCUCCGCCGCGCGACCGGUUCGUUUUCCCCUUCCAACCGCCUCGGACACGGGGGAUUUGGGUCUGUCUACAAAGGUACUGUGUCUUCCAUUCCGCAUCCUCUGGCGAUUAAAGUUAUGAACUCUGUAGAUUCGUUGCAAGGCGAAAGAGAGUUCCACAACGAGCGUUCUCUCUCACUAAAUUUGAAUUCACCCCACAUUGUGCCGCUCGUCGGUUUCUCUUCCGAUCGCCGGAGGAGGAGAUUUGUUUUGGUUUACGAGCUGAUGGAGAAUCGCAGCGUGCAGGAUGCCCUGUUGGAUAGAAAACGUGCGGAGCUUAUGGAAUGGAGAAAGAGAUUUUGCAUUAUAAGUGAUGUGGCCAAGGGGCUUGAGUAUCUUCACCACGUCUGCGAUCCGCCCGUGAUUCAUGGCGAUAUCAAACCCAGCAACAUUCUCUUGGACGGAGAUUUCAAGGCCAAGAUUGGAGAUUUUGGGCUUGCGAGAUUGAAAACAGAGGAUCUGGUGGAGGGCCUUGAGGAGGAUGAAAGUGUCAAGAAGGAAAUCGGAGAAGAUAAUGGAUCCAUCUUGGAGGAGACAGAGAGUGUUGUGACAGGGUACGAGGAAGCUGGGAGUUUAACUGUUGUUGAUAGGUCGCCGGAAAGUUGUGUGCUUAGAGUUUUGGACUCAGAGCUUAUUCCAGAGACGGCGGCGGCGUCACCAGAGGUGGGGAUUGAGAAAACAAGUGUAGUAUCAGAGGGUUUUUUCGACAAAUUAAGUGUUGAAAGUGGGAAAAAGGGUGGUUCGAGAAGAGAUUGGUGGUGGAAACAGGACACCGGCGGUGGGUCGGAGUCAGGGAGGGUGAAGGAUUACGUAAUGGAGUGGAUUGGAAGUGAGAUUAAAAAGGAGAGACCCAAAAACCAGUGGACCACAUCGCCAACCUCCGUAGAUAACGACGAAUCGAGCUCGAAAACAGAGCAGAAGAAGGAGAAGAUUAGAAAGAGAGAAAAGAACAGAAAACCCAGAGAGUGGUGGAAAGAAGAAUUCUGCGAGGAACUCCAAAAGAAGAAAAAGAAGAAGAAGAAAAGAGAGGUUUUCUCCAGCAGUAAUGGCGAAUACUGGUGGCAGAAUGAUGAAAUUGAACAAAAAAGAAUGAAGAAGAAGAAGAAGAAGAGUAGCAUGGGCAGCAUCGAUUGGUGGUUGGAUGGAUUUAGCGGUGAAUUUCGAGUUGGGCGAAGAAAUAGCCAAGACUGGGAUAUACCCAAGAGCGGCGGCGUCAGUAGCACCCCUAGUAUGAGAGGCACUGUUUGUUACAUUGCACCGGAGUAUGGCGGCGGUGGGUUGCUCUCGGAGAAAUGUGAUGUCUAUAGCUUCGGUGUCCUUGUUCUGGUUGUAAUCUCCGGACGCCGUCCCCUGCAAGUGACAGCCUCGCCCAUGUCGGAAUUCGAGAGGGCUAAUUUGAUCUCUUGGGCUAGGCAACUUGCUCACAACGGGAGGCUAUUGGAUCUUGUUGAUCCCUCAAUUCAUUCAUUGGACAGAGAUCAAGCAUUGCUCUGCAUAACCAUUGCAUUGCUCUGUUUACAGCGGUUGCCGGCCAAACGACCCACUAUGAAAGAGAUAGUGGGGAUGCUUUCCGGUGAGUCUGAGCCACCACAUUUGCCUUUUGAAUUUUCACCGUCGCCGCCGGCGAAUUUCUUGUUUAAAUCCCGGAAGAAAGCACGGUGAGUUUGCUUUUUGAUUUGACUAUAGAAAUUGUGUUAUCUGUUGUACUUUAUUUGUGAUGAUUAGUAUUAUGCGUUGUAUAAAUUUACUUUUGUAGUAGUGUAGAAGAAAAAAAUGUUAACUCAUAUUGUUUUUU
Molecule: messenger RNA, 2295 nt
Organism: Rubroshorea leprosula
Lineage: Eukaryota; Viridiplantae; Streptophyta; Magnoliopsida; Malvales; Dipterocarpaceae
Source: the annotation of a GenBank genome assembly